Molecule: messenger RNA, 1510 nt
Organism: Carlito syrichta (Philippine tarsier)
Lineage: Eukaryota; Metazoa; Chordata; Mammalia; Primates; Tarsiidae
Gene: HTR6
Product: 5-hydroxytryptamine receptor 6
Exons: 2
Coding region: 175-798 (207 amino acids)
Biological process (GO): adenylate cyclase-activating adrenergic receptor signaling pathway
Cellular component (GO): membrane
Molecular function (GO): G protein-coupled receptor activity
Source: RefSeq, a predicted model, not a curated record
CUGCUAAUGUCGGGGAUUGGUCUGGAGUCGGGGCCAGGCUUGUGGAGCUCCAGUUGUGGUUCAGUCAAGGAGCAGGGCUCAGUUUAUUGCUGGUACUCAGGCUCAGUGUGGAAUUAGGUUUGAGUCUAUGAUGAAAAUCAGGGUCAGACUGGGGCUCUUUCUCAGCCCCGACUCAUGUGGCCUUCCUCUCCGCAGGUGCCCAGGACCCCACGCCCAGGGGUGGAGUCAGCUGACAGCAGGCGUCUGGGUACCAAGCACAGCAGGAAGGCCUUGAAGGCCAGCCUGACACUGGGCAUCCUGCUGGGCAUGUUCUUUGUGACCUGGCUGCCCUUCUUUGUGGCCAACAUAGUCCAGGCGGUGUGCGACUGCAUCUCUCCAGGCCUCUUCGAUGUCCUCACGUGGCUGGGGUACUGCAACAGCACCAUGAACCCCAUCAUCUACCCCCUCUUCAUGCGGGACUUCAAGCGGGCCCUGGGCCAGUUUCUGCCAUGCCCUCGCUGUCCCCGGGAGCGCCGGGCCAGCCUCGCCUCGCCCUCCCUGCGCACCUCUCACAGCGGCCCCCGGCCCGGCCUAAGCCUGCAGCAAGUGCUGCCCCUGCCCUUGCCGCCGGACUCAGACUCAGACUCGGGCUCGGGUGGCUCCUCGGGCCUGCAGCUCACCGCCCAGCUGCUGCUUCCUGGAGAGGCCACCCGGGAGCCCCCACCACCCACCAGGGCCGCCGCUGCGGUCAAUUUCUUCAACAUCGACCCCGCGGAGCCCGAGCGGCGGCUGCAUGCACUUGGCCCCCCUGCGAACUGACCUGGGCUUAGAGCUGGCCAUGGGGAGCAGGAAUGGAUGGGACCCGGGCCCCAAGGUCUCAGGCCAGCUUUUGGCUCGAGCCAGGAAGCUGCAGGUCUCCUGGGAGCCCUGUGAGUAGACGGAGCCAGCCCCUACUGCCCACUCCAGGCCCCUCACCUGGAGGGAGAACAGGUGACUCUGAGACAGCUUUCUGCAGGAUGCUCUACUGGCAAGUGGAUAGAGGAUGAGCCAGAGGGCUCCAGGUGCCGGGAAGAUGGACCUUUUGGUUCAGGCUAAGAGGAAAACAGUCAAGUCCUUGGCCACACUGUCAGGCGGGACUGGAGGGGAUGCCUCCACCUGCAGAUGUGGGUGAGGGCGUGGCUGAAUCCCUCACCACCCAGAGUGAGCCCGGACCACAUCAGCAUCCUCGAGACCUCCCGAGAGUCUUAAAAACGCACAUCUCUGCCCCACCCAGACCCACGGAGUCAGAAUUGCAUGUGAACAAGAUGCCAGGUGAAUUGUGUGCACAUUACACCUUGAGACAUGCAGGCUCAGGUGACCUGGAACGCUAAGAACAAUUUGCUGAAUGACCUAAGCCAGGCAGGCACACCCCUGAGUCUCUGCUCUAGGGGCUGACACAGGCUACCUAGUCUCUCUGGGUCUCAGUUAUCCUGUGUGUAAGAUGGGGUAAUAAUGCCUAUUCCAUCAUAGGGUUGUCUUGAGAAUGAAGACA